Molecule: messenger RNA, 561 nt
Organism: Letharia columbiana
Lineage: Eukaryota; Fungi; Ascomycota; Lecanoromycetes; Lecanorales; Parmeliaceae
Exons: 5
Coding region: 1-561 (186 amino acids)
Source: RefSeq, a predicted model, not a curated record
AUGACAGACCUACAGCAGCGGCCAUAUGUGCCAGCGAAGCAGCCAAACACAAGAUAUCCACUCAUUGACAAUGAUCCCCAUUUCAAGCGAGUUGUCAAAUAUGCGCGACCUGAAGACUAUGCAAAAGGAGGUGCUAUGGCUGCCUUUGGCCCCGCCUUAAUGUUGCUUUGGGAAAAGCUAUCUCCAUCAUAUGUUUCCAAGGGGAGCUUUGCGUCUAUCAUGCGACUCAGCUGCACUAUUGGGGCAGGCGCGGGAUUCCUCUACUUUUACGAAAACUCAAUUUUGCGGUUCUACGGGGUGGAAGAAAACAAAAGAGAGGUGGAAAGAGAUAUGCGGGAAAUGGUCGAUAAAGUCAAGAGGAACGAGCCAUUGUAUGGAAAAUCGAGCCUCACCCCAUACAUGCAAGGCGUGGCUUCACGUAAUUCGCGGUAUAGCGGCAUCUGGCUCCAUGUCAUUCCCUGGUUCAAUUUUGUCAACCAUGAUCAGCACGGCGUCGACACGGCUAAAUACUACAGACAGGCAGAAAGAGAGCUUGCUGCAGAGCAAGCCGGCAGCAAAUAA